UCUUCAGCAGAAAUAAGGAAACAGUUUACUCUCCCACCAAACCUUGGCCAGUACCAUCGACAGAGCAUAAGUACCUCUGGCUUCCCCUCUCUUCAACUACCUCAGUUCUAUGAACCUGUGGAGCCGGUGGACUUUGAAGGACUUCUGAUGACACACCUGAGCAGCCUGGACGUGGAGCUUGCCCAGGAGCUGGGAGACUUCACCGAUGACGACUUGGACGUGGUGUUCACGCCAAAGGAAUUUAGGACUUUGCAGCCCUCUUUGCCGGAGGAAGGGGUUGAACUGGACCCUCAUGUCAGGGACUGUGUUCAGACCUAUAUUCGGGAGUGGCUAAUCGUGAACCAGAAAAACCAAGGAAGUUCGGAGAUUUGCAGCUUUAAAAAGACUGGAUCUCGAAAAGAUUUUCACAAGACUCUUCAGAAACAGACCUUUGAGUCAGAAACCUUGGAGUGCAAUGAACCCACCACUCAGACAGGGCCCCGCCGCUUGAACGUGCUGUGCGAUGUGUCUGGGAAAGGCCCCCUCACUGCCUGUGACUUUGACCUCCGCAGCCUGCAGCCUGACCAGCGACUAGAAAACCUCCUGCAGCACGUGAGUGCCGAGGACUUUGAGAAGCAAAAUGAGGAGGCCCGGAGGACCAAUCGGCAGGCCGAGCUCUUUGCCCUGUACCCAUCAGUGGACGAGGAGGAUGCUGUGGAAAUACGUCCGGUACCAGAAUGUCCCAAGGAACAUCUGGGCAACAGAAUAUUGAUCAAGUUGCUGACACUGAAGUUUGAGAUUGAAAUUGAGCCUCUGUUUGCCAGCAUUGCCCUCUACGAUGUUAAAGAAAGGAAAAAGAUCUCAGAAAAUUUUCACUGUGACCUGAACUCUGACCAGCUCAAAGGAUUUCUGCGAGCUCACACGCCUUCAGUUGCCACAUCAAGUCAGGCGAGAUCUGCGAUCUUCUCAGUCACCUACCCAUCCUCAGACAUCUACCUAGUAAUCAAGAUUGAAAAAGUCCUUCAGCAAGGAGAGAUUGGAGAAUGUGCAGAACCCUACAUGGUUAUCAAAGAAAGUGACGGGGGAAAGAGUAAAGAAAAGAUUGAAAAACUAAAACUUCAAGCUGAAUCCUUCUGCCAACGUUUGGGAAAAUAUCGGAUGCCCUUUGCCUGGGCGCCCAUUAGCUUAGCAACCUUCUUCAAUGUCUCCACCCUCGACAGGGAGGUAAUGGAUGUGGAGCCCACGGUUGGGAGAAGCUCAGUGGGUGAACGGAGGACUUUGGCCCAGUCUAGAAGACUUUCUGAAAGAGCCCUCUCCUUGGAGGAAAAUGGUGUUGGAUCCAACUUCAGAACCACCACCAUGACCAUUAACACCUUUUUCAAGCAGGAGGGAGAUCGCCUCAGUGAUGAAGACUUAUUCAAGUUUUUAGCUGACUACAAAAGAUCAUCUUCCCUACAGAGACGAGUCAAGUCGAUUCCAGUCUCACUCAAGCUGGAGAUUUCUUCAGCUCCAGAGACAAUCAAUUGUUGUCUGACUCCUGAGAUGUUGCCUGUGAGACCCUUUCCUGAAAACCGGACACGUCCACACAAAGAGAUUUUGGAAUUUCCAAUACGAGAAGUGUACGUCCCUCAUACUGUGUACAGGAAUCUUCUCUACGUCUACCCACAGAGGCUGAACUUUGCUAGCAAACUAGCAUCUGCCCGGAACAUUACAAUAAAGAUUCAGUUUAUGUGCGGAGAAGAUGCUAGCAACGCUAUGCCGGUCAUCUUUGGAAAGUCCAGUGGGCCUGAAUUUCUGCAGGAAGUGUACACGGCCAUUACAUACCAUAAUAAGUCUCCUGAUUUUUAUGAAGAAGUGAAAAUUAAGCUCCCUGCUAAGCUCACAGUAAAUCACCACCUCCUGUUCACCUUCUAUCAUAUCAGCUGUCAGCCGAAGCAAGGAGCCACCGUAGAAAGUCUCCUGGGAUAUUCAUGGCUGCCAAUUCUCUUAAAUGAACGUCUUCAAACUGGAUCCUACUGUCUCCCAGUUGCCUUAGAAAAACUGCCACCCAACUACUCCAUGCAUUCUGCCGAGGACAAUCACAUGGAGAAGUUCUUCACCCUCUGCCACUGCCUGGAGAGCCAGGUGACCUUCCCCAUCCGCGUGCUGGACCAGAAGAUCUGUGAGGCUGCGCUGGAGCACGAGCUGAAGCUCAGCAUCAUCUGCCUGAACUCCUCCCGCCUGGAGCCCCUCGUGCUCUUCCUGCACCUGGUGCUGGACAAACUCUUCCAGCUGUCCGUGCAGCCCAUGGUCAUCGCCGGCCAGACAGCCAACUUCUCCCAGUUUGCCUUUGAAUCUGUGGUGGCCAUUGCCAACAGCCUGCACAACAGCAAGGACCUGAGCAAGGACCAGCACGGGAGGAACUGCCUGCUGGCCUCCUACGUGCACUACGUCUUCCGCCUGCCAGAGCUGCAGAGGGACUUACCCAAGUCAGGCGCUCCCCCUGCCCUCCCUGACCCCCGCUACCACACGUACGGGCGCACGUCCGCUGCCGCCGUGAGCUCCAAGCUGCUGCAGGCCCGGGUGAUGAGCAGCAGUAACCCAGACCUCGCGGGGACGGCGCACUCCGCAGCGGAUGAGGAAGUUAAGAACAUCAUGUCUUCAAAGAUUGCUGAUCGCAACUGUAACAGGAUGUCUUACUAUUGCUCUGGCAAUAAUGAUGUUCCAAGUUCGACUGCAGCCCCAAGGCCAGCCAGCAAAAAGCAUUUCCACGAGGAACUUGCCCUGCAGAUGGUGGUCAGCACUGGGCUGAUGAGAGAAACAGUCUUCAAGUACGCCUGGUUCUUCUUCGAGCUCCUGGUGAAAAGCAUGGCUCAGUAUGUACAUAACAUGGACAAACGCGAUAGUUUUCGGAGGACUCGCUUUUCCGACCGUUUCAAAGAUGACAUAACUACUAUUGUUAAUGUGGUCACCUCGGAGAUUGCAGCCCUUUUAGUAAAAUCUCAGAAGGAAAACGAACAGGCGGAAAAGAUCAACAUCAGCCUGGCUUUCUUCUUGUAUGACCUUCUCUCCCUCAUGGACCGUGGCUUUGUGUUUAACCUCAUCAAACAUUACUGCAACCAGAAUUCGAGCUCCUGCUCCAGUUUCCAGGACCAGAAGAUCGCCAGCAUGUUUGACCUGACUCCGGAGUACCGCCAGCAGCACUUUCUCACAGGGCUGCUCUUUACAGAACUGGCUGCUGCCUUGGAUGUCGAAGGGGAAGGAAUCAGCAAAGUGCAAAGAAAAGCUGUCAGUGCCAUCCACAGCCUGCUAAGUUCUCAUGACCUGGACCCUCGUUGUGUCAAACCGGAAGUGAAAGUCAAAAUUGCUGCCCUUUACCUGCCUUUGGUUGGCAUCAUUUUGGAUACUUUGCCACAGCUCUACGACUUUACAGCUGCAGAUGUGCGUAGUGGGAAAAGUCGCACCAAUGGCUCAGAUGAAGAACAAGAAGGGGUCAGUGCAAUCAACCAGAAUGUGGCCCUGGCCAUAGCUGGGAAUCAUUAUUUGAAGCCAAGUGGAGUAAUGCUAUCUUCCUUGCCCUACAAGCAGUACAACAUGUUGAAUGCCGACACCACCCGCAACCUCAUGAUUUGCUUCCUCUGGGUCAUGAAAAAUGCUGACCAGAGCCUCAUUAGGAAGUGGAUCGCUGACCUGCCGUCAAUGCAACUAAACAGGAUUUUAGAUCUACUUUUCCUCUGUGUCUCGUGUUUUGAGUACAAGGGAAAACAGAGUUCUGACAAAGUCAGCACCCAAGUCCUGCAGAAGUCGAGGGAUGUUAAGGCCAGGCUGGAAGAGGCUUUGCUCCGUGGGGAAGGGGCCCGUGGGGAGAUGAUGCGCCGCCGAACUCCAGGGAAUGACCGAUUUUCAGGCCUAAAUGAAAAUUUGAGAUGGAAGAAAGAGCAGACACAUUGGCGGCAAGCUAAUGAGAAGCUAGAUAAAACAAAGGCAGAGUUAGAUCAAGAAGCUUUGAUCAGUGGCAAUCUGGCUACAGAAGCAAAUUUAAUCAUCUUGGAUAUGCAGGAAAACAUUAUCCAGGCGAGCUCGGCUCUGGACUGCAAAGACAGCCUGCUGGGAGGUGUUCUGAGGGUCCUGGUGAAUUCUCUGGGCUGUGAUCAGAGUACCACCUACCUGACUCACUGCUUUGCGACACUGCGUGCUCUCAUUGCCAAGUUUGGAGACUUGCUGUUCGAGGAGGAGGUGGAACAGUGUGCAGACCUGUGUCAGCGAGUGCUACACCACUGCAGCAGCAGCAUGGACGUCACCCGGAGCCAGGCCUGCGCCACCCUCUACCUCCUCAUGAGGUUCAGUUUUGGAGCCACGAGUAACUUUGCACGAGUAAAGAUGCAGGUAACCAUGUCUCUGGCAUCCUUGGUGGGCAAAGCACCAGACUUUAAUGAGGAGCACCUGAGAAGAUCCUUGAGGACCAUUUUGGCCUAUUCAGAAGAGGACACGGCCAUGCAGACGACUCCUUUUCCCACCCAGGUGGAGGAACUUCUUUGCAAUCUGAAUAGCAUCUUAUAUGACACAGUGAAAAUGAGGGAAUUUCAGGAAGAUCCUGAGAUGCUUAUGGAUCUCAUGUACAGAAUUGCCAAGAGUUACCAAACAUCUCCUGAUCUGAGGCUGACCUGGCUCCAGAACAUGGCAGAGAAACACACCAAGAGGAAAUGCUACACGGAGGCCGCCAUGUGCCUGGUACACGCAGCUGCGUUAGUGGCCGAGUACCUGAGCAUGCUGGAGGACCACAGCUACCUGCCCGUGGGCAGUGUCAGCUUCCAGAAUAUUUCUUCCAACGUGCUGGAGGAGUCCGCAGUCUCUGACGACACGCUGUCGCCUGACGAGGACGGGGUGUGCUCCGGCCGGUACUUCACCGAGAGCGGCCUGGUGGGCCUCCUGGAGCAGGCGGCGGAGCUCUUCAGCACGGGAGGCUUAUAUGAGACAGUUAACGAGGUCUACAAGCUGGUCAUCCCCAUCCUGGAAGCGCAUCGAGACUUCCGGAAGCUGACCUCCACUCAUGACAAGCUGCAGAAGGCCUUCGACAACAUCAUUAACAAGGAUCAUAAGAGAAUGUUUGGGACUUACUUCCGAGUUGGUUUCUAUGGAUCCAAAUUUGGGGAUUUGGAUGAGCAGGAGUUUGUUUACAAAGAGCCUGCAAUAACCAAGCUUCCUGAGAUCUCCCAUAGACUGGAGGGAUUUUAUGGUCAAUGUUUUGGUGCGGAAUUUGUGGAAGUGAUAAAAGACUCUACUCCUGUGGACAAAAGCAAGUUGGAUCCAAACAAGGCCUACAUACAGAUCACUUUCGUAGAGCCCUAUUUUGAUGAGUAUGAGAUGAAAGACCGGGUCACCUACUUUGAGAAGAACUUCAAUCUGAGAAGGUUCAUGUACACCACCCCCUUCACCCUGGAGGGACGGCCUCGGGGAGAGCUGCACGAGCAGUACAGAAGGAACACCGUGCUGACCACCAUGCACGCCUUCCCCUACAUCAAGACCAGGAUCGCUGUCAUCCAGAAGGAGGAGUUUGUUUUGACACCAAUUGAAGUUGCCAUUGAAGAUAUGAAGAAGAAGACCCUGCAGCUAGCUGUUGCCAUUAACCAGGAGCCCCCUGAUGCAAAGAUGCUUCAAAUGGUGCUGCAAGGCUCUGUGGGAGCUACUGUAAAUCAGGGACCACUGGAAGUAGCCCAAGUGUUCUUGGCUGAAAUUCCAGCUGACCCAAAACUCUAUCGACAUCACAACAAGUUGAGGUUAUGCUUUAAGGAAUUCAUAAUGCGAUGUGGGGAGGCAGUAGAGAAAAACAGGCGUCUUAUCACAGCGGACCAGAGGGAGUACCAGCAGGAACUCAAAAAGAAUUACAACAAGCUGAAAGAGAGCCUUAGGCCAAUGAUCGAGCGGAAAAUUCCAGAACUCUACAAGCCGAUAUUCAGAGUUGAGAGUCAAAAGAGGGACUCCUUCCACAGAUCUAGUUUCAGGAAAUGUGAAACCCAGUUGUCACAGGGCAGCUAAGAAGAGCCAUCUCCACGCAUGGAGACUGAGGCCCUGCGACCCUGGAGAAGGACUCACUGGCACUUAAAACAUAAGACAUUUGCAACCCGGGACCAACCACGGGCUCCCUGAACCACCAGCACUCUGAAAGCUUCGGGAUCCAAGGAGCCAUGGAAUUACACCCAGGUGGACUCUGACCAGAUUUUGGCCCUACAGAGGGAAGGGAGGCAGGCGGAGGAUCUGUGUAUUUAUUAAAGUGUGUAUUUUCACAGUGUCGUACAAAACAAGGCAUAAGCAGCUUCUCCUGCUGACUGGUCAGCCACUGUCCAUCUGAGAGAGGUGACUUCCUCUGGCUUAUAUUUGAAUUUACAGGAUAAGCUCAAACUGCCCAAAGAAAAAUGAAAAAACUGUUCACCAACCUAUUCAAAGUGAACUUCACUCUUUGUGGGAAGGGAAGGUGAACUUGUAGGAGUGGGAAACGUUUUUAAUAAAUCUAUAAGGGGAAGACUUACUAAAAUUCUAAAAAUCAUUGUGGUUGGAAAUUUGGUCGAUCGAUUAUUUGUGAACUUGUUACCCUUUCAGUAAUGGUGGUUAAGUGUUGUAUAGUUAUUUUUGCUUUACUAUAAUUUAAUUUAACAUGCAUUUAUAGAGGAACAUACUCAAAGCACUGAUUUAGGAGAUACAUGGUACUUGGACAGUCAGCCAAAAAUCAUGGAUACCGCAUUCAUUUAAAUGGAAACAAUUCUUGCAUAAUGCUUUGGUUUUUUUCUUAUGCUUGCUCUUACUCUCUCUUUUCCUCCUCUCUGGGACCAAGUUUAUUUUUAUGAAAGACUAAUAUCUCUGUUUUCAUUUCAGAACAUUGUGUUGUCAGCAGAUGUACAUCAGCUACAAAAUAUAUUCAGCUUUGAAUUCUCUUGACAAUGUACUUUAAGAGAAAGAUGAACAAAGUUAUUAUCUGAGAAUUAAAUUAUAUAUUUUUAAUAUACAGAUGACCUUGACUGAUCUAAAAAUGUAAUAAGAAUUGCAAGC
This is a messenger RNA of Propithecus coquereli (Coquerel's sifaka), 7002 nucleotides long. It is a transcript of the gene DOCK8, whose product is annotated as dedicator of cytokinesis 8. The transcript has 45 exons. NCBI's taxonomy places the organism in Eukaryota, Metazoa, Chordata, Mammalia, Primates, Indriidae. Gene Ontology annotation, cellular component: cell leading edge. Gene Ontology annotation, molecular function: guanyl-nucleotide exchange factor activity. Bases 148 to 5994 code for a protein of 1948 amino acids. The record is from RefSeq and is a predicted model, not a curated record. Gene Ontology annotation, biological process: positive regulation of establishment of T cell polarity; small GTPase-mediated signal transduction; positive regulation of GTPase activity.